AUGUCGAACCUUAUACCUAGGUCACCGCCAACGCCCUCGGAUAUCCCGAACUAUGACACGGGUGAUAUCAGUUAUAUUCUGAUGUCGACACUCUGUGUGUUCUUAAUGAUUCCAGGACUUGGCUUCUUAUACUCAGGUCUCGCCCGCCGGAAAUCGGCGCUUUCCAUGAUCUGGCUGUGUCUUAUGGCCGGAUGCGUUGCCAUGUUCCAGUGGUACUUUUGGGGCUACUCUUUGGCAUUCUCGCCCACGGCAACGAAUAGAUUCAUUGGAAAUUUGCAUCAUUUCGCUUUGCGCAAUGCUUUCGACCCAAAAGACUACGAUGGCUUGCCCACUCUUCUAAUCGCAACUUAUCAGGGAAUGUUCUGCGCCGUGACUUGCGCUAUUCUCAUGGGCGGUACCGCUGAGCGUGGCCGCCUCUUCCCAGCUUUACUUUUUGUAUUCUGUUGGGCUACGCUUGUUUAUUGCCCCUUGGCGUAUUGGGCUUGGGGCCCCGACGGCUGGGCCGGCGCCAACUGGUCGGUGCUGGACUAUGCUGGUGGUGGGCCUGUCGAAAUCGGCUCAGGUGUUGGUGGUAUGGCUUUCGCUCUUUGCGUUGGUCGCCGAAAGGAAAAACUGCUGCUGAAUUUCCGACCCCACAACGUCUCGAUGGUCACAUUGGGCACUGCGCUAUUGUGGUUUGGUUGGCUGGGAUUCAACGGUGGCUCGGCCGGAGGUGCCGACUUGCGAGCCGUUUAUGCCGUUUGGAACUCCAACAUCACUGCAGUUUUUGGGGCAUUUGCCUGGUGUUUACUCGAUUGGCGUCUUGAGCGAAAAUGGUCAUGUGUCGCCGUCUGUUCAGGCAUUAUUUCUGGCCUGGUGGCUGCUACCCCUUGCUCUGGCGUUAUUCCUCUUUGGGGGUCUAUGGUUCUGGGCAUUGUUUCGGCUGUGGUAUGUAACUACAGCACCCAGCUGAAAUACAUCUUACGCAUUGACGAUUCUAUGGAUACCCUUGCAGAGCAUGGUAUCGCUGGAAUCAUUGGUCUCAUUUUCAAUGCAUUUUUUGGUGCCAGUUGGGUCAUUGGCCUUGAUGGCCACACCGUCUCUGAAGGAGGCUGGCUCACAAACAAUUGGAAACAAAUCUACAAACAAAUCGCAUAUACAGCCGCCUGUGUCGGCUGGACUGCAGUCGUAACGGUCAUUAUUGCCUUCGUAAUUGACCAGAUUCCUGGCUGCGCUCUUAGGGUUUCCGAAGACGGUGAAGCCCGCGGUGUCGACGAAGAUCAGAUCGGUGAAUUCGCAUACGACUACGUCGAAGUUCGCCGUGACUAUCUUUCCUGGGCCCCUCCCGUAGUUCAUGAGGGUAGCAGACCCUCAGGUAGCGGCUCUGGCCCCUCGGGCGCUGGCAGCAUCGAAGAGGCAGAAAAAAUCCGCUCAGUUGAUGUGUAA
Wickerhamiella sorbophila is the source of this 1425-nucleotide messenger RNA. Its product is annotated as Ammonium transporter MEP1. The transcript has a single exon. Gene Ontology annotation, molecular function: ammonium channel activity. Gene Ontology annotation, cellular component: plasma membrane. NCBI's taxonomy places the organism in Eukaryota, Fungi, Ascomycota, Dipodascomycetes, Dipodascales, Trichomonascaceae. Gene Ontology annotation, biological process: ammonium transmembrane transport. The record is from RefSeq and is a predicted model, not a curated record. Bases 1 to 1425 code for a protein of 474 amino acids.